GAAACCAGCUGGUAAGGUAAUGGUAAUACAUCGAGAAUUGACAAGCAGAUUAGAGUGGGAAUAAAUCAGUGUUCUUUCUCUUCUUUGUAGCUUUGUAUUAAAACAGAAAAAUUAUACUUAUGUAUAACGAGGCCAUAUUAUUCAUGUGUUAGAGACAAUACAAUCAUAUAAUUGUUAUGGAAACAGAAUCACGGAAUUCGGUCUGACGUUUCUCAGUUUCAUCGUUCCAAGGAUUCAUCAUUACACAGUUGUCAGCUGUUUAGUUCAAUAUGGACUAAUAGCUUACUAGUUCCGUCAGUAAAGUGAAUAGAAAACGUUCUCUCUCGAGAUAACUGACUAUAAAAAUAUACAAACCAGCACGCGGUUUAUACCCAUUAAUAAUAAUAAUAGUAUUAUUAAUAACAUCAACAGUAAGAAAAAAAAAUCAUUAUAAUAACAAUAAUAAUAAAAGUAAUAAUAAUCAUAAUAAUUAUUACAAUAUUAAUGUUGACAUAAAAAAGUAAGUAAAAUUUACUAGAAAAAAAAAAAAAAAAAAAAAAAAAAUCCGUUAGUACUUUUAUGCAAAGUCUAGUGCGUAAGGUUGAUGUAUUGACGCAAGGACUAAAAUACAGUUUAUCUGGACUCAUGAACCUCGCAAAUCAAACUGCUGAAUCUCAGAGUGGUGCUUUCUUUGUUAAUUUUAAUCAGGACUGCACAUCAUUAUCGGUUGGAUCUAAAGCUGGCUACAGGAUAUUUUCAGUCAACUCAGUUGAUUAUUUAGAAAAUAUAUACGAAAAUGACACGGAUGACAUAUGUAUUGUCGAAAGAUUAUUCAGCAGCAGUCUUAUUGCCGUGGUCACAUACUCUUCUCCAAGAAAACUUAAAGUUUGCCAUUUUAAAAAGGGAACAGAAAUAUGUAACUACAGUUAUUCAAACACAAUUUUGGCCGUAAAACUUAACAGAGCAAGAUUGGUGGUUUGCUUGGAGGAAUCAUUGUAUAUUCAUAAUAUACGUGAUAUGAAAGUAUUGCACACGAUUCGUGACACUCCGCCUAAUGUUGCAGGCCUUUGUAUUCUCUCGAUAAACAGUGACAAUUGUUACUUGGCCUACCCCGGUUCGAAUACAAUCGGCGAGGUUCAAAUAUUCGACGCCAUUAAUCUUCAAGCCAAAACUAUGAUUCCAGCUCAUGACAGUCCGUUAGCAGCACUUGCUUUUAGCCCUAGUGGUACUAAAGUAGCUACGGCAUCUGAAAAAGGCACUGUGAUUCGAGUAUUUCAGGUUCACGAUGGUGCAAAACUUUUUGAAUUUCGUCGUGGUGUAAAAAGAUGUGUGUCAAUAAGUAGCUUGGCAUUUAGUAUGGAUUCAAUGUUUUUAUGUUGUUCCAGUAAUACUGAAACUGUACACAUAUUUAAACUAGAAGAAUCAAAAGAACCUCCGAAACAAGCUCCCGAUGAAGCACAAGGAUGGAUGGGGUAUUUAACAAAAGCUGUUUGUGCAUCAGCUAAUUAUUUACCAUCGCAAGUAACUGAUGUAUUUAAUCAAGGCCGUGCUUUUGCAAGUGUUCAUCUUCCUUUUCAAGGAUUGAAAAAUGUCUGUGCCAUUACUACGAUAGAAAAGGUAUUAAGGUUGUUAGUAGCUAAUGCAGACGGAUAUCUUUAUAUUUAUGAUCUUGACCCUGAUGAAGGUGGUGAUUGUACGCUGUUGAAACAGCACAGGUUAGAUGGAAAACAAGAUGAAGUGGAUUGUGCCAGUGUAUCAAACAUUGGUCCGAGUACUGGUGAAGGAACAGCGUCUGUAACUCCUUCAGCACCAAUAGUACAAAAUCCAGCCUGCAUAAAUAGCUACGCGGGUGCGUUGCGCGGCCGCUCGCCAGACUCCAUGUCAGGUACUGAGUCAGAAAAAUAUCAUGAGAUGAUAGCAGCAACGGAGAGUCCACCAAAAGGUGGAACAUUUCGACUGGACGAUGACACAGAAUUUCCACCAGUAACACAGAGAACAGAUUGAAGGAAUAAUUGAAUACAUAUCAAGUGGUAAUCAUCGAUUUAAUGAGACAACAUUUAAAUUCAGAUGAUAAUGUGAUAUUGCAGAAUAGGAUUUCUGAUGUCAUUAUAAUAUUGUUUACUACUCAUUAUUUUCAAACGAAAUCUUUUUAAUUCAAUAUUUACUUUUUCUGAGUGGUCUUUGACCAAAAACUUGUAAUGCGCGUGAAAAUAUAAAUAUUCUUUGUAUAGAAUAAAAGUUAAAAAAGUAAAAAAAAAAA
Messenger RNA from Cotesia glomerata, 2239 nucleotides. RefSeq names its product WD repeat domain phosphoinositide-interacting protein 2 (gene Atg18a). The transcript has 11 exons. Gene Ontology annotation, cellular component: phagophore assembly site membrane; cytosol; extrinsic component of membrane. Lineage: Eukaryota; Metazoa; Arthropoda; Insecta; Hymenoptera; Braconidae. Gene Ontology annotation, biological process: nucleophagy; autophagy of mitochondrion; protein localization to phagophore assembly site. The record is from RefSeq and is a predicted model, not a curated record. Bases 559 to 1983 code for a protein of 474 amino acids. Gene Ontology annotation, molecular function: protein binding; phosphatidylinositol-3,5-bisphosphate binding; phosphatidylinositol-3-phosphate binding.